CCCCAGCUGAGAGUGCCAACCUCAGCGCAGACUGUCGGACGCCAGGGCAGGCUCCCCAACCCCCAGCCUGGGGGUGUUCCCUGGAAUUCGGUUCCCCAGCCAGGACCAGGCAUGCACACCCGGCUCACGGGCCAGUCUCACCACGGACGGCCCCCAUGGGUGCUCCAGCCAAACUGAGCCCCGGACAGACUGGAUGGAACGAGAUUGGGCAUCAACCCAAAGUCACAUGGUUCUCCAGGCACUGAGCCUGCUGACGGGACACUCCAGAGCUCGCCUGUGAACUAACCGCGGGUGUGUCAGCUCGGAGAAGGGAACAGCCAGCGAGAGGUUAGCGCAGUGAACCACGGAGCAGGUGCUUCUCCUUCGGCAUUGGGGAAGGGGCCUCCACAGCUCUGGUCAAAGGCAUCGCCCGGGCAGCAGGGGGCAGCGCCGAGUUCAUCACGGGCCAGGACCGCAUGCAGCCCAAGGCGCUGCAGUCUCUGAAGCGGGCCCUGCAGCCGGCCGUGACUGGGAUCUCGCUGAGCUGGGAUCUGCCCCCCGGGAUGGAGGCGGCGCUGCUGGGCCGGGGCCCUGAGGUGAUCUUCCCUGGGCAGCGGUGCCUCAUCUACGCCCAGCUCCGCGGGCAGCCCCAGCCCCCAGACACUGCCGUGGGGGGCGUCACCCUGCAGUACCGCAUCCAGGACCAGACCUACAAGGAGACGCUGCAGUUCCCCCUGCAGCCACAGGAUGGAGACAGGCUGCCCGUUCACCGGCUGGCAGCCAAGUCGCUGCUGCUGGAGCUGGAGGGGGCCGUGGACACCGGGUCGGAGGGGGACCGGAGCCGGGCGCUGGAGACCAGCCUGAGCUCGGGGGUCGUCUGCUCCCUCACGGCCUACGUGGGGGUGGACACAGAGCGGGGGCAGCCGGUGCAGGGGCCGCUGGUGAGACGGGACAUCCCGCUGGCAGCCUUCGGGGCCGCACCCCGCAUGCGGAGAUUUCUGUGUUCCUCCGUGGGCCAUUCCCCCCCUGUGCUCAGGGCCCAGGCCCAAGGGCUUUCCCUUGUGUCCGUGGACUGCGCCAGGGCCUGCAACUUUGACAACAGCUUGGAUGUGCAAGUUCAGAGCCACCGCCCCUCCGUCCCCUUCCAGGACACUCACCCCCAGGGCUUCCCACGGGAAGUACAGCUUAUGUCCCCCUCCUGUGCCGCUCGUCCUGGCUCCCGCACCAUCUCAGAGCACAUGGUCAGGAAGUUCCGCGCACACAACGCCCCGCCAGAGACCGCGUCCAAGGAAGGUGAGGGGGGCAGGGGCUGGGAGUCAGGACUCAGAGAUGGGGGGAAACACCAGGAUGACGCUUCAUCGGGUCAGAGACAGACGUGCCCUGACGGUCCCAGAGCCGGGCAAGUGUUUAACAGCCACAUAGAAAGUGCAGGAACUUCCUGGGCAAAACAGCAGUGUGAUGCUGGGGGAGGGGGAAUCCGCAGCUGGUUGUUUUUUAAGUGUCAGGACGUAAAUGAUCUUGCAAGAAAAUGAAAAAAAAAUAAGGAA
This is a messenger RNA of Mauremys reevesii (Reeves's turtle), 1526 nucleotides long. Its product is annotated as von Willebrand factor A domain-containing protein 5A-like. The coding region runs from base 456 to 1511 and encodes 351 amino acids. Lineage: Eukaryota; Metazoa; Chordata; Testudines; Geoemydidae. The record is from RefSeq and is a predicted model, not a curated record. The transcript is spliced from 6 exons.